AUGGAGUCCAAGAAAUCCCAGUGGGCGAGUGAGAGAAGGGAAUUCAUUGGGGUAAGCAGGAGAAAGUCGGGGAAAUAUGCUGCUAGAAUCACGCAUCCCCUUAUGAAGAAACGGCUAUGGCUGGGCAGUUUCUCCACUCCUGAGGAGGCCUACAAGGCCUAUCUUUCUAAGAAGAAAUCAUCUGUCCAAGACUCUUCAUCCUCGGAUUUGUCGUCUGAAACGGACCAUGCCAAUGCUGUGAAAGAGGAAAGUUUUGGUGAAAACAACAUUCCACAAUUAAAUCAAGAAGUGAAAUUUGGAGUCCUGAACGGUGUGCAAAUAGUUGACAGGAAUGGGUUCCUUAUAGGUGAAUUUAGUAAGCUGGAUGAUCUAAGCAUCUGUGCAAGCAAAGACGGGGCUCUGCUCGGAUGUCCGGAUGUUGGUGUGAGUAAGCUUUAUGAGCUCGAUCAGACUCUUAUAAAUGUUUGGGAUCUAGGCCCGACAUUAUGCAUUUAG
Molecule: messenger RNA, 495 nt
Organism: Sesamum indicum (sesame)
Lineage: Eukaryota; Viridiplantae; Streptophyta; Magnoliopsida; Lamiales; Pedaliaceae
Source: RefSeq, a predicted model, not a curated record